UCAAGAAGUUAAUAGACCAAUUCUAUCUUUUUCUUUAAAUUCAUGGCUUCUACGAAGCCUACCACAAUGUUUGGCAUACAAUAAGCCCUCAAGAAAUGUCUACUAAACUGAGUUAAACAUGAUUCUAGAGACCUAUCCGAUAGAUCAUUGGCAUCACCCAGCUUCUCACAACUUCAUUGCAUAUUCUUCAAAUCAACACUUAGAAUAACUAUUAGAUUACAGAGCAUAAUUUUCCCCAGUGGGUGGAGCAUUUUAACCGUCUUGCCCAUUUUUUUUCUUGUGAUGUCAUCGGGGUUCCUUGAGCAUGCAGUAAAAUUCUGCACACAGAGCAGUCCUUUGUUCUUAUCAACAUCUCACAGCCUGUGAAGCUCUCAGUGUGCCUCUGUCCUUUGCCACAAACAUGAGGUUCAAAUUCCCUCUCAUAGCCAUAGGCCUGGAAAUUUUCAUGAUUGUUUUAUUUGGAUUAUUUGUUCAGUAUGAAACGGACCAGCAUACUCAGCAGCGCAACAUCACCAAGCCAACAGACUUGGCCACAUUCCUUGAGUUAUAUCCUCUGUUCCAAGAUGUACAUGUUAUGAUAUUUGUUGGGUUUGGCUUCCUCAUGACCUUCCUGAAGAAAUAUGGCUUCAGCAGUGUGGGUAUCAACCUACUCAUUGCUGCUUUGGGCCUCCAAUGGGGCACUAUUGCACAGGGGAUUCUGCACAGCCAUGGACAGAAAAUUAACAUUGGAAUCAAAAACAUGAUAAAUGCAGACUUUAGUACAGCCACAGUUCUGAUAUCUUUUGGAGCUGUCCUGGGAAAAACAAGUCCCAUCCAAAUGCUGAUCAUGACAAUUAUAGAAAUUGCUUUCUUUGCUGGCAAUGAAUAUCUGGUUGGUGAAAUAUUUAAGGCCUCUGAUAUUGGAGCAUCAAUGACCAUCCAUGCCUUUGGGGCCUACUUCGGCUUGGCUGUAGCAGGCAUCUUGUAUCGACCUGGACUGAGAAGGGGACAUGAAAAUGAAGAGUCUGUGUACCACUCAGACUUGUUUGCAAUGAUUGGGACUCUCUUUCUAUGGAUGUUUUGGCCCAGCUUUAACUCAGCCAUUGCUGAACCUGGAGACAAACAGUACAGGGCCAUUGUAAACACAUACUUCUCUCUUGCUGCCUGUGUCCUCACAGCCUAUGCCUUCUCCAGUCUAGUGGAGCCCCGAGGCAAGCUUGACAUGGUUCACAUUCAGAAUGCCACUCUUGCUGGAGGAGUUGCUGUGGGCACUUGUGCAGAUAUGACAAUUCACCCAUUUGGUUCUAUGAUCAUUGGGAGCAUUGCAGGAAUAGUCUCUGUCUUCGGAUACAAGUUCCUAUCUCCACUUUUUACUACUAAACUGAGGAUUCAUGAUACAUGUGGGGUCCAUAACCUCCACGGCUUACCUGGAGUAACGGGAGGCCUUGCAGGCAUUGUGGCGGUAGCAAUGGGUGCAUCCAACACGUCUACUAUGGUCAUGCAGGCGGCUGCACUGGGUUCUUCUAUCGGAACAGCAGUUGUUGGAGGUCUAAUUACAGGUUUAAUCCUAAAGUUGCCUUUCUUGGGACAACCAUCUGACCAGAACUGCUAUGAUGAUUCUGUUUAUUGGGAGGUCCCUAGGUUGAGAGAACAUGACAAUCACUUCCAUGGACAUGGUGACCACAGCCAGCUGGAACCUGAAGUCUAAACACCAUUCCUGCUUUCUUUCCCGUUAUCUAGAAUCAAGUUCAAAUAAACAAAAAGGCAGUAACCAAAGAGAACAUGGACCAGAGUGAAAAGAUCCUAAGUCCCAAAUUGCCAGUGUAAAAAUGUCCUUAUGUCUAAUGCUGUCUCUUGCUAUUCAAUGAUUAAUUGAGGGAAUGUGACUCAUAAAACAGAUAAUCAAAUAGAAGCUCUCCAGGAUUCCCAGAAUGCUUUUGGCAGUGAGUAAAUACAGAGUAAAUAUGUCAGUUUCUUAAUGUAGACACUAUGUCUUCAAUCCUCAAAAUUAUGGAACCGAAACCCACGAAACAAGAAUAGAUGUAAGAAAUCUAUGUAAAAAACAAAUUAUAGAAAUGCAUGUGUGUAAAGUAGCAAUAUGAUCAUUUUAGGUGGUGCUUUUUAUUUAAAAAAUGGUCUAGUUAGUAAUGUAUUUGCUUGAAUAUUAUUAAUUCCUUUUGCACAUUUACUAUUUGCAACAAACUCAAAUAUUAUCUGAUCAAAGUCUAUUUUGUAUAAAAUGUUCAAUAAUUAAAUAUUGUUAUAAAAAUAAAA
Messenger RNA from Callithrix jacchus (white-tufted-ear marmoset), 2253 nucleotides. RefSeq names its product Rh associated glycoprotein (gene RHAG). Gene Ontology annotation, cellular component: plasma membrane. Gene Ontology annotation, molecular function: ammonium channel activity. The record is from RefSeq and is a predicted model, not a curated record. Gene Ontology annotation, biological process: ammonium transmembrane transport; ammonium homeostasis. NCBI's taxonomy places the organism in Eukaryota, Metazoa, Chordata, Mammalia, Primates, Cebidae.